Molecule: messenger RNA, 1939 nt
Organism: Mercurialis annua (annual mercury)
Lineage: Eukaryota; Viridiplantae; Streptophyta; Magnoliopsida; Malpighiales; Euphorbiaceae
Product: RCC1 domain-containing protein RUG3, mitochondrial
Exons: 7
Coding region: 315-1661 (448 amino acids)
Source: RefSeq, a predicted model, not a curated record
UUGAAUUUUUUUUGUACAGCCCUAACCUGCUGCAUAUACCAUCCUCUUCCCUGCCACGGCUGCAUUUGCUGCGCCUUCCUUACCGCCGUUGCUGCUUCUGCUGUGCCUUUCCUGCCGCAGCUUCUGCUUCUUCUUCUGUGCCUUUCCUGCCACUUUUAUUCGUUACUGCCGCCUAUAGCUGCCAUCGCAGCUGCUGCUUCGUUCUGUGUUCCUUCCUUCAUCCGCUGCAAUCUUUUGUUCGAGAGAUUUGUCAAUUACUGGCUGCUCCGAACCCCUAGCUGCAGUCGGUGAACUAGCGGGCAGCAAACUAAGAAAUGAAACAUAUUCUUCAUCAACGCCUUACAACCUCCAUAACUCGCUGCUUUUCUGCAUCAUCUGCCACUAAAACCAAAUUACCUAUCCUCUAUGUAAGUAAAGAAAUCAACGACCAACAUCAAGACGAUACCGUAACUCUCCAGCUCCUUUCCUGGGGAAGAGGAUCCUCUGGCCAGCUUGGCGGUGGCAUUGAGGAAAUGAGACUCUACCCAGCUCCAGUCGCAAACCUCAAGAUGUUACCCUCCUCUUAUACGCUCUCUCCAACUUCAGGCCAACUAUUAAAUAAACGAACCAUUACUAGCAAAGAACAAGCUAUUGAAGUUGGGAUUUCUUGUGGAUUAUUUCAUUCUGCAAUGCUUGUGGAUGGUAAUUGUUGGUUAUGGGGAAAAGGAGACGGUGGUCGCUUGGGGUUCGGGCAUGAAAAUCCUGCUUUUCUUCCUACUUCAAACCCUAAUUUGGAUCCUGUUAGGUGUCUUGCUCUUGGUGGGGUCCAUUCUGUAGCCCUAACUUCCGCUGGCCAAGUGUUUACAUGGGGUUAUGGUGGUUUUGGUGCACUGGGGCAUUGUGUUUAUCAUAGAGAACUGUUACCUAGAUUAGUCCAAAGCAUUUCCCAUGAAAAGAUACACCACAUUGCUACUAGUGGCACGCAUACUGCUGCUAUAACUGGAUCAGGGGAGCUCUAUACUUGGGGUAGAGAUGAAGGGGAUGGUAGGUUGGGACUCGGCCCUGAGCGAGGCCCCAAUGAAGGAGGCGGACUUAGUAUUCCUUCCAGAGUAAAAGCAUUAUCAGCUCCUGUUUCUGCUGUUUCCUGCGGUGGCUUCUUCACAAUGGCGCUGACUGAGGAAGGCCAAAUUUGGAAUUGGGGAGCGAACUCCAAUUACGAGCUUGGGAGAGGCGAUAAGCUUGGUGGUUGGAAACCACAGCCAAUUCCUAGCGUUGAAGGUGUCAGUUUUAUUCAGAUAGCAAGCGGUGGAUACCACUCUCUUGCAUUAACUGAUGAAGGCAAAGUUCUUUCAUGGGGAUUCGGUGGGCAUGGUCAGCUUGGCCAUCCUUCAAUGCAAAACCAAAAAGUACCGUUGGUGAUCGAGGCUUUGGCUGACCAACGUGUUGUUUAUAUUGCCUGUGGAGGUUCGACAUCAGCAGCUGUAACCGAUGAGGGGAAGUUGUACAUGUGGGGAAAUGGCAAAGAUUCUCAAUUGGGGGUUCCUGGUCUGCCAGAGUUGCAACCAUGUCCUGUGGAGGUCAAGUUUCUAAUGGAAGACAACGGCUUGGGAUCCCAUAAAGUUCUGUCUGUUGCUAUUGGUGCAUCUCAUGCAAUGUGUUUGGUUUCAAGAUCAAGCCGUUAAAAUACAUCCUAUGGUUCUUAGUUUCGAAGAUCAUCAACUCGAACAAGGAUAGAAUUUUUUGCAACGGAACUUUCGAUAUUGAUGCGUUUCUCUUGAAUGAUCUGAUAGAAGAAUGACUAGCAAAAUGAGGAAAACUGCAUUGAGUUGGACUUAAUUUGUGCAUUUUAAGUGUUCUAUGUAUAAUUAAUUAUUGGUCAGUGUAGUGUAGGUUACGUGAAGAAUUAGGUUUAUAUAAGAAUUUUGUCAUAAUUUAAAUCAAAGAACAAAAAGUUUGUUUA